UGAAAUGUGGAAGAUUCGCAUGGAGUCUCUCUUAUCCGGUCUUACUCCACACGCACAAUAUACCCAGAUAAUGCUAGCAAUGAGUGACACCGCACUACGUCGUGCUAUCGCUGGGGGCUUCUCCGCGUCCAAACCCAUCAGCUACAACUGGCGUGUCCUCGACGAAUGUUUUGCCAAAACCUCCAGCCCUUCGGUGUACAUGCACACCUUUCUCAGCCGCUGUCAAGAGCCCGGCGAAACAGCGUUCGAUUACCUGCAUCAACUCCGCGAGAUGGCAUCGCGCGCAUUUCCCAACCUUCCCAACCCGAACCAAGAUGAUGUUAUCUGUAGCCGUUUUGCCCAAGGUGUCUCAUCAUAUGAGCUCAAGUGCCAACUUCUACGCCAGCCAGCAAAAUCAGUCUCAGAGGCCAUUGAGGUGGUAAAGCGAUUCGAGAGCGUCGAGCAUAUUCUCACUCCAACUGCCAGUACGCCCUGCUAUGCUCUCGGGACCACCGAGCGAAGAACAACCGUCCCAGCACCACGACAACGCCGGCCUAAUGCUCCAUCGUCAAACCAACCUCCAAUUCCGUCCCAGCAGCAUGAUGACCCCAGUAAGUGCUAUUACUGUCGCCGGUUCGGGCGGCGAGCAUGGAAAUGUGGGCAUAACAAAAAACCGCAAGGUGAGCCAUGUUCUGAUGUGUCAUUAUUUGAUAAUUGCUCGAAAUCUCCCCUCCUCCUUGAAGGUAAACUCCAGGGCACUGACGUCACUUUUCUGGUGGACACCGGGGCAUCAUCCUCUGUUGUUCGCACGCAAUUGGUCCAGACACUUGGGGUCAAACCUCAACCUCUCCCCAAUCAGCUCCAGUUAAUUACCGCCAAUGGAGCCCCUAUCAAGGUAACGGACAUGGCCACACUUUCCGUGACGUUCCCAGGUUUUACUUGUGUUCAGUCAUUCGUCAUUUGUGAUGUCAUACGAUGGGACGCCAUACUGGGCGUGGACUUCUUAACUGAAAAAAACGCUGUCAUUGACCUAAGACGCUUUCGAAUUCGGCUGGGGACACAUAACCUCGCAUGUCGCCGACCAGUCAACCGCAACCAGAGUGCUAAUGUUUGUGCUUUACCCAGAUGACAGUGGUGAACAUCCAUGAUAACCCCCACCUCAGUCUAAAAGACCGUACCGACACCCUGGCCCUGCUACAGGAGUACAGUGUGUAUUUGACGAUGGGCAAGUGAUGGGGCGGACUAAUAUCGUACAGCACGAGAUUCAGACAGGUGAUAACUUGCCCAUUAGGACGCCACCGCGACGAGUGCCCAUUCAUUACCAACAGCAGUUGGAUACCAUGAUAACAGAUAUGUUACGAAAGAAGGUGAUUAAACCGUCUACGUCACCGUGGGCAUCUCCAAUCGUUCUUGUGAAAAAGAAAGAUGGUUCUCUCCGCCUCUGUGUCGACUAUCGCCGCUUAAAUGCAAUCACACAACGGGAUUCUUUUCCUUUGCCUCGCAUCGACGCUACCUUAGAUGCUUUAGGUGGGGCACAGUGGUUUUCCACACUAGAUCUCGCUUCCGGCUAUUGGCAAGUUGAAAUUCGCCCAGAAGACCGCCCCAAAACUGCGUUCGUUGUGCCUACGGGGCUGUACGAAUUCGAAACCAUGCCAUUUGGCCUGUCUAACGCCCCUGCUACGUUUCAACGGCUCAUGCAAACAGUACUUGCAGGGCUAGUCCCCAAACAGUGCCUCAUCUACCUGGACGAUAUCAUCGUGUUCGGCCAGUCUCUCGAAGACCAUCAUGCCAACCUUCGCGCCGUAUUUCAACGCUUACGCGAGAGUAACCUUAAGCUGCAAGCCUCAAAAUGCAAAUUCCUGCAGAAAUCUGUUAUUUUCCUUGGACAUGAGAUUACUCCACAAGGAGUACAUACGGAUAGCAGCAAAACUCAAGCAGUUGUUAACUGGCCGACCCCUAAAUCGACCGCUGACGUACGCAGUUUCAUGGGACUCGCCUCCUAUUACCGGCGUUUCGUCCAGAAUUUCGCCAGUAUAGCAGCCCCUCUCCAUCGAUUGACAGAAAAAGGACGGAAAUUCGUUUGGACAAAUGAGUGCCAGGUAGCCUUUGACACGCUUAAAAAAUGUCUAACUUCUCCCCCUGUCCUAUCGUUUCCAGACACAUCGGCUGGUAGCGGGCCCUUCAUUCUGGAUACCGACGCCAGUGCACAUGCAAUAGGAGCCGUUCUCUCGCAAACAACCUCUGACGGACAAAUACGAGUGAUAGCAUAUGCUAGUCGAAUGCUAGACAAAAGAGAGACGCGGUAUUCGACGACGCGACGUGAGAUGCUAGCCCUCGUCUACUUCCUCUCCUACUUUCGUCAUUACUUAUUGGGGCGCAAAUUUCGAGUCCGGACUGACCACAAGGCGUUACAGUGGUUGCAAAAUUUUCGUGAUGCCGACGGCCAACUUGCCCGCUGGCAGGAACGGUUACAGGAGUUUGAUUUCACUUGUGAAUACCGGCCUGGAAAACGACAUGGUAACGCCGACUCUCUCUCUCGCCUGCCCGAUUGCGAGAACACACUGAAUGUGUUACUCGGUGCUGCAGCUGACACCGACUGGGCCUCCCUGCAAGCGGCGGACACAACGAUACAGCCCAUUUAUUUACGUCAACAGCAUGGGAACGAUAAACCGACGUCCAAAGAACUACGGGAUUUACCAGCAGCCACGCGGUGCAUCUGCGAGAAGUGGGGUUUACUACGACUUAUAGAUAAUGUUCUUUACAUAGUGGAACCAAAUGCCAACCCCCGACUCCUCGUCCCAACUGUUAAAGUACCCGAGCUUAUUAGUCAGGUGCAUCAUCAACUGGGACACGCUGGCCAACAGAAAACUGAACACGCCAUCCGUCAACGCUUCUGGUGGCCACUUAUACACCAUGAUGUUAUGGAGUUUUGCCGCAAUUGCGCUAUAUGUGCGCAGAUCAAACAGCCUAAGCCAACUCCCCGAGCACCCCUAGUACCUAUGCUGACCGAAGCCCCUAAUCAUCGAGUUGGAGUCGACAUCAUUGGGCCAGUACCAACAUCGAGACGCGGGAAUCGUUAUAUACUUGUCAUGGUCGACUAUUUCACCAAGUGGUGCGAAGCAGUCCCCUUGCAGCAACAAGAUGCCCUGACGAUCGGGCGAGCUUUCAUCGACAACUGGGUGUCCCGUUUUGGUGCCCCUCUUUAUCUACACUCUGAUCAAGGCGCUGCUUUCGAGAGUCUUCUUAUCUCUCACAUCUGCAAUGCUUUCGGCAUUCGAAAGACCCAUACUACGCCUUAUCAUCCACAAGGGAAUGGACUGGUGGAACGCACCAACCGAACCAUCAAGCAUCUUCUUCGUGCCUUUUUGCACAACGCACCGGAGAACACCUGGGACGAUGUCCUGCCUCAAUGCUUGCUUGCAUACCGCUCCUCCGUGCAUUCGUCGACCGGAUUUUCCCCGGCUCUACUCUUGUUUGGGCAUGAACUUCGCCUUCCUGUUGAGAUCCGGACACCGUUGCUACCAUACGAGAAGAUCGACUGUAUUCCCUACGUCCGCAACCUUCGUCACCACCUCGACACAGCCUACAACCUAACACGUCGACAUCUGCAGUCUUCUUCGCAGCAUCAGAAAAGCAACUAUGAUCGGUUUGCCCACGGACCAACCUAUUCCCCGGGUGACUACGUCUGGCUUCAUCGGCCGUCAGUCCCUGCCGGUUCGUGCCCCAAGUUCUACGCCCCCUGGAAAGGCCCAUAUGAAAUCGUACAACACCGACCUCCAACUACAUAUGUCCUGCGGAACUUGCGACGCCCCCAGGAAAAUCUCAUCUCAGCACAUUACAACCAGCUGAAACCACACUGUCCACCAGCUGUCAAAGAACCGUCGACAUCUUCGCAACCGCCACCAGCUACGACCUACUUCGAGGUGCCCACUGAUGGAGGUAGUGCAUACCCUAUACCGCCGCCAGGCACUGAGGACAGUGCCUCCAGAGGGGAGGGAGCGAUGUAAUGAUAUAAAAACUAACAUGACAUCACUAAAUGAGUCUCCUGUUUCCUCUUUUUCAGAUAAGAACGCUGGCCUGGCCGUGCUGGAACAGGUGGAGGACCGUUUGUCUAACCUUGUUAUAAAUGACAAUGAUUAGCUUGUACCCGGGCAAUUCGAGCCCUGCGUGCUGGAAAUAUAGACCUUCCUCUCGC
Molecule: messenger RNA, 4174 nt
Organism: Trichobilharzia regenti
Lineage: Eukaryota; Metazoa; Platyhelminthes; Trematoda; Strigeidida; Schistosomatidae
Source: the annotation of a GenBank genome assembly